AAAGAGAUGAAAUAAUUAUUUAAUUGGUGUUGCUAGAAUCUCUGCUAAUUUGUGUUCGUACGGUUCUCUGGCGCAACCAACUAUUCCAUACCCCAUGGAUAAUCUGGCCACAUGAUCAGUUGACUCUUCCCCAGGCUGCCACUCGGAAUAGCGUCACAGUCACGUGCAGGCGUCAUGCUGCUCCCCGUAUCCGUCCCCGUCUGCCUUUGUAGGCCAAUUGGUAAUUUUGCGAAGCGGGCAGAAACUUCUUCGCCACUAAUGACAAACAAUUUGGAAAUAGAAAUACAUAGAUAUAGAAACAGAAACGGGCGCUAAAAUUACAAAAUCUAAUAACGCGCGGCUAAUGCAAUCGGGUGAAAGAAAGAAAGCAAGCCAGCUCGGCAGUUGCUGAAUGACUGGAGAGAGAGCCAGCGCUGAAUUCCGGCUGGAGAAAUGGCCUAAACAGAGAAAGAGAGAGAAACGAUGCAUGAGAGUUGCUCUGUCUUGGCAGGUGCUGUGAGAGCCACGAUCUGAGCGGCAGCUCCGUUGGAGCUGCAAGAAAAAGUCAGGCCGGCCAGCCAGUCUAACGACAAGAGCUGAAGCAUAAAGACAUGCGACGUCGGGUGCAACGUCCGUUAGAGUCAGAGUCAUUGAACGCUUGCAUUUGGCAGCCAAACAAAUAAUCAAAGCCUCAAACUUAGACCAGAAGACUCCAGACUGAGAAGGCAGCCGCGUGUUGCACAGUGCCCCCUUAUACACAGUGUCUUCCGUCCGCCGCGUGCAACAUAAGUAUACGUAAUCAUGGUGGUCGCCACGCCCCCAACCACAGCAACGGGAGUAGGAGGCAGUAGUAGCAAUAGCAGCAGCAGCAGUGGCAGCAAUCCGGGUAAUUGCUACAUGGAUCAGUACCAGAAGUACGCCACGCACUGCGAGCGGGCGGACAGCGGGAACGGAAGCGAUCUGGAGAGCAACGGCGUUCCGGCCAAGCCCGCAUCGCUGCUGACCGACGACAGCGAGGAGAGUGGUCCCUCCUCCCUGGGCAGUGACUCCCUCAACUGCAGCAGCACGGAGUACGUGCGUCAGGCGGCCUCCCAGCCCAGCGGCCAGCUGCAGCUGCAGCGGCAGCGGCAAAAGUCGAUACGCAUGCUGGGAUCCCUGGGCUCCCUGCUGCCGGACUCCCUGCUGCGAGACAUACGGGAUCGGCGCAGUGCGGAGGAGUACGUGGUGCAGUACACGGGGACCGUCACUACCCAGGCCGAUAUCGAUACCGAUGCCGAUGCCGAGGUCAAGGACAAGCCAAUGCCAGCGGGCAAGAUGUCGUUGCGCCUGUCCCGCGAGUCGCUUAGCGAGGAGAAAAUCGAGGAGCUGCGUGCAGCCGUGGAGAGAGCCAACUUUGUGCAAACCGGUGAGGAGUCGUUGGACAGCAUUGAGGCCGCCUCGCAAUCUCUGCCAGUUACCAGCAACAUCCACGGCCACAGCCACACCAAUGGCAGAGGCAGUGGCAGUGGCAGUGGCAGCAGCAACAUCAACUACAAAUAUGCAGACGAUCAAUACUACAGCUUUCACAUUAACGAGCACGAGAACUUUAGCAGCUUCGCGCGUCACGUCGACGGCGACGAGUCGGAGAUGGCCGCGAGCCUAACGGAACAGCAAGAUCUCUUCGCCGGCUACCGGGAUGUGCGGUGUGGCAGCAGCUCCACCCAGUCUACCAUUCGCUCGGCCAAGGGAACGGUGCGAGGCGUCAAGAAUCGUGUGCGCAAUGGAAUAGCCACGUUCUUGCAGCUCCAGCAGCAGCCCAAUGCCAAGUGCUACAAAGAGAAAGACCUGGGAAAAGUGGUGCUGUACACCACCAGCAUGGGCAUUAUACGGGACACCUACACGAAAUGUGCCAAUGUCAAGCAGAUUCUGCGCACUCUGCUGAUCAAGUUCGAGGAGCGGGAUGUCUUCAUGAGCGUCGAGUACCAGGCCGAGAUGCGCCAGCGCAUGCAGACCUCCCAUGUCCGAGUGCCCCAGCUGUAUGUCGAGGGCCAGCACAUCGGCGACGCGGACACAGUGGAGCGGUUGAACGAGUCCGGGGAGCUUCGCCAGCUACUCAAGCCGUACAAGUCCAUUUCCAGCACCUACACCUGCCAGACCUGCGGCGGCUACCGCCUGCUGCCCUGUCCCUCCUGCAACGGGUCCAAGAAGUCCGUUCACCGGAACCACUUUACGGCCGAGUUCGUGGCCCUCAAAUGCAUGAACUGCGACGAGGUAGGACUGGUCAAGUGCCACAACUGCUGAGGAGAGCCCGGGACUGGACUGGACUGGAUCCGGAGCUGGAGUGCGGACUGUCUGUAUAGCUCAUAAGUGUUUCUGCAUUUUAUAUCCGCUCAGCCUUUAUUUUUUGCGUGUAAAUCAAGCUAAUCGUAAGCCCUGUUAAGCUUAGUCAGCAAUUAACAACAAGCAGCAUAUUCUAGUUCUAAGUAGUAAAUAGUUUAAAAAGAAUA
Messenger RNA from Drosophila pseudoobscura, 2465 nucleotides. RefSeq names its product glutaredoxin domain-containing cysteine-rich protein CG31559. NCBI's taxonomy places the organism in Eukaryota, Metazoa, Arthropoda, Insecta, Diptera, Drosophilidae. Bases 781 to 2259 code for a protein of 492 amino acids. The transcript is spliced from 2 exons. The record is from RefSeq and is a predicted model, not a curated record. Gene Ontology annotation, biological process: sensory perception of sound.